Lytechinus variegatus (green sea urchin) is the source of this 3468-nucleotide messenger RNA. Its product is annotated as putative ABC transporter arginine-binding protein 2. The transcript is spliced from 8 exons. Bases 405 to 1439 code for a protein of 344 amino acids. Lineage: Eukaryota; Metazoa; Echinodermata; Echinoidea; Temnopleuroida; Toxopneustidae. The record is from RefSeq and is a predicted model, not a curated record.
CAUUCAAGUUCACUCUACAUGGCAUCCACUCUUGCCAGACAAUAUUGUUCGACAAUUUCUAUAGGUAUGCAUCCUGCUGAAUAAUAGAAAAAAAAUGAAAUCACAAGUACAUGUACUAUGAAUAGCGUGUUGUAUUAUUGUGACCUGCAGGCAUGUGUAUGUAGUGUGACAGCUAGCAAAUACUGUUUGGAUGCCUGAAUGGAUACGUGAUGAUGCUUGCCAACUGGGCCAUUUCAUUCCAGAGGGCCGGGGAAAACCACAUGCUUAUGGCGCUGUACUGCAGCGGCAUGUCAAUCUGAGCUGUUAUAACAAUAUUCCAUUGAUUUUGAAGCAGUUAUAUAGCAGACGGCAGGUUGGAAUUGUAUAGGGCAAAUUUUUUUGCCGUGUUGUGUUGGCGGGAAAGAAUGACCGAGCCUGGAUUCAAAUUCUCACGACUCGGGGCGGGAGGAGAGGGAAACGGGAGUCAAGAGGCUGAACUUGUGCAACCAGCGGAUUCCUCGUCGAAUGCGAUGACGACGAUGAUGUUGGGCGAUGGGUCCAGUGCCAUGGGAUCGGCCAAAGCGGUUAGGAGAACGACCCUCUUGUUAAUGGCGCUCGUGGGAGUCGUCUGUCUACUCUCUGUUGUUUUGUCUGGACUCGCUCUGUCACGUGUGGUGUCUCUGGAGCCAGCAGAGAAAAUAUGGACGUUUGCGCUUGGAGAGACGCACAUGAACAUGCACUACAUAGACGGUCAAACUCUAGAAAUGGACGGAUUCGAUGUCGAGAUAAUACAAUCGAUUUGUAUCAAAGCGGGUAAGAGAUGUAGGAUAGUGACUGAUGAUUAUACUAAUUGCUGGAAGUCACAGAAGGGCUCCCCUGCCAGGGGUGGGGACGGUCUCUAUGGAGGAUGGUACGACGGAUGCGCAGGUUGGUCCCAGACUCCAGAAAGAGAAAGGGCCUUUUCAUUCACCAAACCUUACACCAAGGCAUUCGAGAGUGUCUUCUAUAGACUAACAGAUUCACCAGCCGGAAGCUUCGACCCAUCUAACCUGGAAGGCAAGAAAAUUGGAUUUCUUGACGGCUAUUCAAACGAUGAGCAUUGCCUAAACAAACAACAGCGUGUUCAGGGUCUACCACUGCAGAAAGAGCAGGUAUUCCAUUACCUAACAGCCAGUGAUGCAGAGGCUGCAAUGAAAAAUAAUGAGAUUGAUGCAAUAUACAGCUCCAAAACCAUCAGCUAUCCAUCAUCUUCCAUGGUACAAGGGUGGAGCUUCAAUUGUUCGAGUGGAGGUUACUCAAUCAUGACCCGGAAGGACUCUCAUCUCAGGGAUUGGUGGAACCCGGCGUGGGAGAAGGUCUAUAAGAGCGCCACCUACCACCUAUUGUGUAAUACACUAGAACUCAGGCAUGGUAAAUUUCCUGGCCUGAACAGCAAGGACAUAUGCCUGCCCUACAAAUAAUGUGCCUUUUCAACUUAUCUUUCUCAUAAUGUACUCAAGACUCAGAGCCUUAAUUAUUAUGUCAUGUGUUUCUAUGAGCCUUUUUGAAAAAGUUACUAUGUGCAUUAUUUUGUACUUAUUGUAUUUUCAGGUGGAUUAUUUUGUCAAGCCAUUUAUUUUUUAGCAUGUCCUAUUUUAUGGCUUUCUUAUAACGAUUGUAAACAUAAACUUAUUUAUUCCCAAAACAGUUAAUAUUUCUGGUGUAUAAUAAGUUUAGAAGUUGAAAUGUGUAGUGGCUGCUAUUUGUGAUUUACCAUGGUAAUAAAUCUAUUAGAAAAUCUGAAAUAUUGAAGAGAAUUAUGUUUUCUGAAAUGCCAUUUAGUAUACAAAUAUACCAGGCUUUGAGUAAGUAUACCAGAAGUUAUUUUUCCGAGGUUGGACUGGCAUUACUAUUUAGUAAAUAGGAAAUAGUUAUUUGCCAGUAUACGACCAAUGAUGAAUAAUUCCCUCUAUACUUUUGAAAUAAAGGCCUGAUAUAUUUUUUGUAUAUCCUACAUUUAAUAAGUUGGAACAAUAGGUCUUGAUAAUCUAGUUCUUGUACACGUAAUUCAUCUUUUUCAAAAUCUGAACCAAGAUAUAGAUAACGUGCUAACUGAUCUACUUUUCCUGAAACCAUGCGCUCGGCGAAACGCCGAUUUGUGCCUGCGCCAUCUCUUCACAGGGCUUGCCUGGUAGAGUCAACUCGCUGACCAGUGCGCCCGAGAGGUUAAUGUUCAGUGACGUCUAUGAUGGAACAGUGCACUAUUCCAUCAUUGACGUCACCGAACAGUUAAUUUUCUUCAGUGGGUGUUUCAUUUUCAACAUCAUCGCAAAAUAGUGAUGUGUUUGGUCACAUGAUUCUAUUUAGACCAAUCAGCAUACAGGAUUCAAUUUAUGUUGGAUGUAAUUUCAACUACUGGUAUGUUAAUAAACCAAAUCUCUCUUCGAUUAACAUCAUGUCCCUGAAAAAAGUGAAAUUGCAAUUGAUAAAUGACAAGUCUGUUUAGGCACUCCUAUGUCAUUUGAUGCAACUUACAAGGUACAUAGUGUAUGCAUGAGUGAAAGCAACAGCAAUUUGAAGAGAGUGCACUGGUAAUUUAUUUUGUGGAAAGUGAAAUUAUCCAGGGAAAAUAUCACAUUUCCAUGAAAUUUGUUUCCUGCUGUUAAAUUUUUCUAAAAUCAAAGAAAAUGUUGGAAUGAUAAGCCACUACUAGUAUUUGACUAUUUGAUGAAAAUAGUGAUUUGCUGAGUUUUGAUGCCAAGCUUUACUGCUCCAAGCCUAUCAAUUGUUUAGGAACAAGGAGUGAGUUGUAUACAACACAACUUUGCAAGUGCUUGCCUUUAAUAACAUGCCUACACAGAAACUGUUCACUAUUUUUAAGGUUUAUAAACCUCAUACAUGUAUAUUAUGGAGUGGAGGGUAUUGUCUUCUUGUCUUAUUUUUGUAACUUGUACUGCUUUCUAAAAGUAUGUGUGUCUUAUAUGACGCCACUCUCACUACCUUCCUAAAACUAGUUUACUGGAAACUAGUUUGAGUGGAAACUAGUUUAACGUGUAAUGAGAACGGUUGAAGCGAUCUUCCAAACCGGUUCAUAAAACCACCUUGCGAUGUAGUUUUCAAGAUCGCUUUGCCUCGUUUAACUGGUUUUAGCAUAAUUGAGGACACAACAGUUCUUCGGGAAGCGAUCUGUGCACAUUUUGAGCGUGCUACUCUACCUACGCUGCGGUUUCAAAUUUCGCAAAAAACGUGUCGCCACAAUGAGAGCAUUUACACAUCAACAAGAUCGCUUUAAAUGGAAGCGAUUUUGAAAACCACUUUCGUGUGAUCAAAUGGAAACGCUAGCAAAGCAAUCUUCCAAACUGGUUUCCUGACCCGGUUACCAGUAAACUAGUUUUGGAAAGUGUAAUGAGAACGGGGUCUUAGAGGCCUAUUCUGUAACUUUCAGUCUAUCAUGUCAAAAAAAAUAUGUAAAACAUAAUCUCGUACAAUAAAAUUCAGCUUUUAUCUUCA